Molecule: messenger RNA, 693 nt
Organism: Suillus subalutaceus
Lineage: Eukaryota; Fungi; Basidiomycota; Agaricomycetes; Boletales; Suillaceae
Exons: 5
Coding region: 1-693 (230 amino acids)
Source: RefSeq, a predicted model, not a curated record
AUGAACCCGAAGAAGGCAAAAAAAAAGCCUACUGACCGGCCUGUCAUAGCAUCAUCAACAGCAUCAUUGUCUCCACGGCCAGAAUUGGUUUUGAGUCGGCGUGCUGUUGUGCAUACCGAGGAGGAAGAGAAUGCGUUGUACGAAGACAAUGACAACAAUGAUGAUGCUGAUGCUGACAACAACAUAGUGUUGUCAGCCGAGGAUGAAGCUGAUGAGACGGCGGAGGAUGAGCUCGUGCCAAGCCAGAAGGUGCAAGACCAAAGUGCGAUGGUGCACAAACUUGCCUACAAAAUCAUACACUCCACUAAUAUUGUCCUUCCUGCUUGGCAUGGCAUCCAGAGGGAUUUGUCGGAACCCCAAACCCUCAUGCCACGUGAUGUGGCCACAUGGUGGAAUUCCACAUUCGAUAUGUUGAACUAUGCACUGGAGCAUCGAGAGGCCGUGGAUGCCAUUACACAACGGCGGGACUUAGGUUUACGGAAGUAUGAAUUGGAGGAUAAUGAGUGGGUGAUACUGCAACAAUUGCGGGAUAUACUUAAGAUUCUAAAGGACGCCACCCUUUACUUCUCGCACGCAACACCUAACCUUGCAACAGUGAUCCCAGCAAUGGAUCACGUCAACAAGACGCUCACCUCCUUUUCACGCAACAAGAAAUACUUGCCCUCAAUUCGUUCGGCUGUUUCGGCUCACUAA